This is a messenger RNA of Amoebophrya sp. A25, 863 nucleotides long. The record is from the annotation of a GenBank genome assembly. Lineage: Eukaryota; Dinophyceae; Syndiniales; Amoebophryaceae.
GAAGACCCUUACAAUGCGGAGGGACAGGAGGAACGAUAUGAGGGAGGCGAGGACUCGUUCCUCUAUCCUGUAGAAGCGAGGGAAGAGGAGCAUGACGCAUCAUUCUCGCAUACCUCAGAGGGCCUUGGGCGUAGUCGAAGCUGCAUAAGCAUGAACAACAGCAAUAUUCUGGAACAAUUAUGGCAAUCUAGAGGACUUCGGCGAUGUCACAUCUUCGUCGUGUGGAACUGACUGUCGUGCUGUUUAGAAGUAGAGAUUCACAAUCCUAAACCAAGCCAACGGACCUCAAGUAUGUAGUAGGUAAUGAGUCUCAAUCUCUUUUUGUUUUUCCACUCCUUGUCCUUCUACAACUUGUCCUCUUCUAACCCCUGCAGCAACAGGUCGCGAAAUGGUAAUGCCUUACAAAGGGGUUCCACAACGAGGUGCGCGGUGGCGCAAGAGCGAAAUGGGGUUCGUGUUUACCUCAGAGGACCAGGGGAUACAAGACCCAAAUGAGCAACGACUCCAUCGUGCUCAAAGUGGAGACGAGGUGUCUGACGAUUUUGAUGCUCAAAGAGGAGAUAUAAAGGCCUCUGAAGACUACUUAUCAUUGGAUGAAAGGCGCAUGGAGCAAGAUCGUGACGACGCACUAGGACAGCAGCAGGGUAGACGAAGUCGUGAGCGCCAUGGCCCACAACCACGACAAGGUUCGGAAGAUAAACGCGACUCCAUCAACAAAGAGUAUCAACAUCAACGAUAUCAAGGUGGCGAAAGGACAACAAAUAAAACGAGCAACUUCUUCUACAACUACAACAAACCAGCACGCUCCGAUCAUCAUGUCAAUCGAAGAAGCCACUCAAGGACCCCUCAACCAGCGCUAACGC